Spodoptera exigua (beet armyworm) is the source of this 996-nucleotide messenger RNA. NCBI's taxonomy places the organism in Eukaryota, Metazoa, Arthropoda, Insecta, Lepidoptera, Noctuidae. The record is from the annotation of a GenBank genome assembly.
AUGAACAAGUUACUGUCCAAAAACGUUUUUCGAUUGAUCAAAACAACCAAGAGACAUUAUCAGGUUACUGUCGUUGGCGGGGCGAGCGAUGUGGGACAAACACUGUGCUUGUUGCUACGGACAGAACCCGCUGUCACCAAGCUCGUAGUGCAUGAUACUAGAAUACACACCCCAGGGGUAGUGUUGGACCUGUCGCACAUACCCAGCGAAGUUGACGUACAAGGGUACGCAGGAGAUGACACUCUGGGAAUGGCUCUAAAAAAUGCCAACAUUGUAAUCGGAGCCGGUGGACUCGUACGAAAGCCUGGCAUUUCCGAAAAAUUAUGGCUGUCAAAUAACACUGCUUUCAUCAAAACUUUAUCGAUGCAGGUAGCCAAAAUGGAUCCCUUGCCAUUUCUGGGUAUAGUAACGGAGCCUAUAAAUUGCCUCGUACCGAUGGCGACAGAAGUGCUGAGGAAUCACGGGCACUAUGACCCAAGGAAACUUUUCGGCGUUACUGGUUUAGACGCUUUGCGCGCUCAAACAUUGUAUGCUGAAGAGAACAACAUCAGCCCUCGCAACUGUGUAGUACCUGUGAUCGGCGGCCAUUCUGAAAAAACUCUUAUUCCUCUGCUUUCUCAAGCCCAACCAUCUGUAGACGUUAACGACGCAAUUUCACAAAAUUUUACUUUGAAGUACCGUAAGUUUCAUGAGAGAAUAGCCAAUGCCAAAAGUGGGAAAUCGCCGGUUCUCUCGGUAGCGUACAGUGCUUUGCUGUUCACUCGCAGUGUGUUAAACGCUCUAGAUGGUCAGCAAACUAGAGUGCACGCUUUCAUAGAGAAUAACGACUUUGGCACCGCAUACUUUGGAGGACUAGUAGAUAUCAACCACGAGGGAGUCAAAGAAAUGUUAAGGUAUACAACUCUAACGCCAUAUGAAUGCCAGUUAUUAGAACAAAGCUUCAACGAGCUGCGCAAAGAUGUGUUAAAAGGAAAGAAAGUUUUAGAAUUUGCCUAA